Molecule: messenger RNA, 699 nt
Organism: Alosa alosa (allis shad)
Lineage: Eukaryota; Metazoa; Chordata; Actinopteri; Clupeiformes; Clupeidae
Source: RefSeq, a predicted model, not a curated record
UCCCUCAGGCCUCGCUCUCCCUCCAACAGCCCUGACAGCGUGCUGAAGAUGAAGCUGUGUCCACCGCUGUCCUUCUUCCCCAGUUCGUCCUCCUCUUCUGACCGCUCCUCCUUCGACAAGGGCAGCCGCAGCGAGUACCACGACCAGCUACAGCCUUGUCCGGGCACCUGCCUCGCCACACCCUCUCUCGGAGAGAGCCACCUGGGAGGGUCGCCCUCCGCCAACUCCGCCCUGGAGUCCAUCGCCCGCGGCCCCGACGGACGCUUCGUCGUCCAGGCCUACGCCCCCGGAUCCAGCCCCGCGCACCUCAAGCGGAGCUUUAAGAAGGACUUCCCACAAUCCCCUGGGAGGGGCUCCUUCCGGGACUCGGCCGAGCUUGUUCGCUGAUCGCUGAUCAGAGGCGCUGCUCCACUGGCGCUGGUGGUGGACGCGUCCGUGGCGCCGCACCUGGAGACGCUGGCCGAGUCGCCGGGCCGGGUCAGAGCCAUGGCGCGCAACUUCUCCCGCCACGGCUGCUUCUACUCGGACGACGAGCAGGCCGGCUCGGAGGCGCUGCUGGAGCGCGCCAGCUUCUACUCGGACAGCGGCGAAGCGUCAAGAACGUUACUGACGGGCGUCACAACCGACGCACCUCGAGGAUCUGCUUGCCCGGCUCGCUUCGCGUCAGCUAACAGCCCAUGGAGCCGGACGGUCCGCUGA